CGAUGACGGCCGUGCACGACACGACGACGAUCGUGUUCAACGAGUCGGACACGACGACGAGCGUACACUAUGACGGCCGUGUUCGACACGAUGGCGAUCGUGUUCGACCCAACGACGAUAGUGUUCGACACGGCGACGAUCGUGUUUGACACAACAAGGAUCGUGUUCGACACGACGACGACGGUGUCAGACUCGACGACGAUCUUGUUUGACACGACGACCAGCGUGUCGGACACGACGACCAGCGUGUCGGACACGACGACGAUCGUGUUCAACACGACGACCAUCGUGUUCGACACAACGACGACCGUGUCGACCAUCGUGUUCGACACGACAACCACUGCGGUGGAAGUGUUCAAGAAAACUUGUUGACGUCACCGAAAACCAGCACUGAACACAACCGUCCACGGAGGCUUUACUCUUUGUCUU
Molecule: messenger RNA, 429 nt
Organism: Chara braunii
Lineage: Eukaryota; Viridiplantae; Streptophyta; Charophyceae; Charales; Characeae
Source: the annotation of a GenBank genome assembly